Molecule: messenger RNA, 750 nt
Organism: Alternaria burnsii
Lineage: Eukaryota; Fungi; Ascomycota; Dothideomycetes; Pleosporales; Pleosporaceae
Exons: 1
Coding region: 1-750 (249 amino acids)
Source: RefSeq, a predicted model, not a curated record
AUGCGUGUGGGAACCUUGUAUCAAGACAACUACGAUGGCCAAUACUUCUGUAUCGGACACAUGCCAGGUUACCAAGGACCGUUCCGUAGCGAGCCGGCCAAUCCACCACAACGACCUACUUUACCGUCAACAGGGCGUUCGAUGGUCUCGCAGAUUUCCAUGCCUACACCAUAUCUUUCAGAUAUACAGUCAGGAACUUCAAUGCCGCUGCCACCAUCGCAUGCGUCACACCAGCCCCGAACAGUAACAACUAGGCGCAGACAGGCUCUUGGUACGAACCGAAGCCAGGAUAUAUCCGCUUCUAAUGUCCUUACACCCCAUGCUACACUCCCGAGAGUGGUCUCUCGACGUUCGAACCGCACUCCAUCCAUUGCCACACAGCCUCAAGGUCUUGUUGCACGCAUCGCAAGCGCUAUCUCGUCCCUGUCUACGAUUCUUUUGUCUCCCGAAAACGAUCUGUCUCCUUCUCUUACCGACAUAGUCCCUACAAAUUCAGACACUCCAGCAGUGGCGCCAGCAGCACCGCACUCAACAUUCCGAGUCGACUUGAAUGUCUUCUCAACUGUUGUAGAUACUGAAUGUUGCAUAUGUUUGGAACCGCAAAGAAGUAUGCGUCGUCUCAUCACUUGUAGUCAUAUGUUCUGCGAAGAGUGUUUGUCGAAGCAGGUCAACGGGCCGUAUGCGAGGGCCCACGAUUGCCCGCUUUGCCGGAAAAAUAUAUUCGAAGGCACGGAAUGGGAGACAUACUGA